CUCAGCGCUCUGUAACCAAACCUGGGGCAAGGAAGAAGAAGAACACCUUGAAUAGAAGAUUCGAAGAUUCUACAUUUUAAGGGAACUUGUAAUCCGUAAAAAGCUCCUGAUGUGUUGCUUGAUCUCUUCAUAACCGUAUCGGUGAAAGCAAUUGAUGCCAUGGUUCCAAAGGAAACUGAUGAGCCUACAGAUUCUUUGCCAAAAGCACAGAGCAAAUCUAGGAUUAGUCAAUUAGAUGGCUCUGUAAUUGUGGCUUCAACCAAUGUACCUGAGAUUUUGACUGCUUCUGACUGUGGAGAGAGACUUCCUGAGUCGUCAAGAGGUUGGGUUUGUGACACAAUGAUGCCACCACCAGCUUCAUAUUCCCAAGCUGCCUCCUCAGAGUUACCUUUGAAUGUAGUGGAAGGUUUGGUUAGAGUAGAAAAUAGUAGAACUAGUCAUGAUGCUGAUGGUAUUUUGAACCAAGUGAUUUAUGAAGAAUCUGCAUUUUGUUUACCAGACCCUGCCGGCUCUGCUAGAUCAGAUCAGGGUGUUCAAAUUACAGGUUCUCUGCCAUUCUCAUCAGUUCUCUCCCAAAAUAUUACAUCAGCAGCAGACCAUUGGACUUUGAGAUCAGCUUCUUUAGUUAACCAGUCUGAGGAUGUCCAUGAAGCAGGUGUUCAGCCUCCUAACAUCUCAUAUAGCGGAUCAACAGUCAACGCAUCAGCGGAUACAUCUCUUCCCAACAAUCCUAUGGGACAGAGUCCUCGGUUACAUUUCCCUUCGUACAGUGACAUAUGUGACUACGAACUGGAGAAACUGAACAAAGAACAAGGGACCUUAAGGAAAAACUUUGAUGAAACGACAUUAGAGUUGAAGGCUGAACUCGAGAGAAAGAUGGCUGAAGCACGCAGUGAGUACGAUCGGAAAUCCCAAGAGGUAGAUACUGAAUAUAAUGCCAUUUCGAAACAGAUUGGAGCCUUUAGGAGUUUGGUUGCCAUGAACAGUCUCUUGGCGAACGCUUACAAGUCUUCACGUCCAGUGAAGAGUGCAGCGACGGAUACUGCAGCUGUUAGAGCAGCUAGAAGCUCCCAACAUCCAACGCAGCAGCAGCAAGCAGUACAAACGAACACGACUAUGACUUCAACUGCUCCUCCUCGACCCCCAGUCACAACAGCGGAAGCUCCAAUUCCUUCCGGUCCUCCUUCACAUUUCCCGCGCUGCAAUACGCCUCAACCGAGACCAGUAUCUCAGCAAGCAGUACAAACAAACACGAAUAUGAAUGCAACUACUCCUCCUCAACCCUCAGUCACAACAGCGGAAGCUCCAAGACCUUCAGGUCCUCUUUCGCAUUUCCCGCGCUGCAAUACGCCUCAACCGAGGCCAAUAUGUCAGCAAGAAGCAGCACAAUCCAACCCACAUAUGAAUUCAACCGCGCUUCCUCGCCCCUCAAUCACAACAGAAGCUCGUCCUCUACAUUCACCACCCUGCAACACGCCUCAGCCAAGGCCAAUAUCUCAGCUACCAGUAGUACAAUCAAACAGGCCUAUCAGUUCAACCGCCCCUCCAAGACCCUCAGUCACAUCAGAAGCUAUACCUUUGCAUUCACCACCCUGCAACACGCCUCAGCCAAGACCAAUAUCUCAGCUACCAGGAGUACAAUCAAACUCGCAUAUCAGUUCAAUUGUCCCUCCUGGACCCUCGGUCACAUCAGAAGCUAUAUCUUUGCCUUCACCACCCUGCAACACGCCUCAGCCAAGACCAACUCAGCUACCAGUAGUACAAGCAAACACGCCUAUCAGUUCAACCGCCCCGCAUGGACCCUCAGUCACAUCAAAAGCUAUAUCUUUGCAUUCACAACCCUGCAACACGCCUCAGCCAAGACCGCCACCUUUAAUCUCCAACCAUACUCCAACUUCUUAUUCAGCAGCAUCUGCUCCACAUGUGCAUGGUAUAGUGAGGCGGACCAUGGCACCUCACUUACGUUCAUCUCGACCUCCCAACUCUGCUGCUGCAUCAACAAUAAAUCCAACAAGGCAGGUUCAAGAACAACAACAACAACAACAACAACAGCAACAACAACAACAACAACAGCAACAACAACAACAACAAGGGAACUCAAACAGUAGCUUGGUCUAUCUCUCAGAUGAAGACUAGUGACAAAAUCCUUGGGAGUAUAUAUAGUAUAUAAGUUAUUGUAGUUUCUCGUAAGGAUAUAUAGGUAUCGAAGCCCUUAAAACAUUUGAGAAUACCACGUACGAAGAAACAUUUCGAAAAAAUGGACUGUUCAUUUGGAAACAUGUACUGGAACUUAGUGCUUAUAUGUGUUUUGCGUAAUGGAAUACAAAUUUUUUGGAUA
Camelina sativa (false flax) is the source of this 2338-nucleotide messenger RNA. RefSeq lists its product as uncharacterized. The record is from RefSeq and is a predicted model, not a curated record. Gene Ontology annotation, biological process: heterochromatin formation. NCBI's taxonomy places the organism in Eukaryota, Viridiplantae, Streptophyta, Magnoliopsida, Brassicales, Brassicaceae.